AUGGGUCGCAGUGGUGCUUGCGUGACCAACCUGGUUCUCUGCCGUGACCCCUCCUCGGUUCUGUCUGUACAGUGCGAAUUUAGCCCCGCGUCGUGGCGGGGCUGCCACAGCUGCCUGGAGUUUGGCCUUGUGACACUGUGCGUGGAGCCCGUCAUGUCACGAGCAUUAGGCGAAGGCGAGGACUUGAGCUUCCCACAGCGCAGAAUCCUGUUGUCGAACCGGAAAAAUACAGCUCCCAUCGGACGAGCCUCGAAGAGAAGUUCGACCUUGGAGGCUCGAAUGUAUAAUGCUUGGAUCGACGCUCCUGUUAUGUCACGGGAACACGCCGAGCUGAAAUUCGACUCUCAAAGCCAGAUGGUCUUCAUUCGAGAUGUUCGCUCCCUGCAUGGAACCUAUCACAACGACAUCAAGCUGCGGCCGGGCCAGUCGCAGGCCCUUAGAAACGGAGAUUCAUUGAAGUUCGGUAUCUGUAUUGAACGUGGGCACGACCGCUUUCCCCAGUGUACGAUGAAGAUUGGUCUAGAGUUUGGUCAGGCCGGGCAGCAAGCUACAGCAGAACCCAGUUUGCCUCAGGCUACCGUCUUUCAAGUCCCGGAUGAUACGGACUCCGAGGACAUGGACGACGCAGAUGAGAUUGAUUCUCAGGCUGCGUUCAGUAGCAUCGACGAUGACGAAGAUCCAACCGUUCAGGCAAGUGCCGCCGUUCUCCGUGAGAAUGGCUUACAGCUUGUUGAAGUGCGUGGAUUCAAAACCUCGGACGCGAUUGAUCUUACAUCCGAACCGGAUCUUACCUCCGAGGAUAACGCUCCCACUUCUAGCAGCCCGUUUUCUGACGACCCUCACCUACCUCAUCCUAACUCCGAUUAUGUGCUCGGUGUAGUGGACUUCAACGACGAUGAACCCGGGACUCUCAAUAACGCGUCAUCUGCGCUGCCCAGCGACGACUUCGCCCCUGCGACACGAUUCAGAGAGAUUGGCGGCGUAGAUGUUGCUGAUGACAGCGUGCCAGGCAUGGAGGGGCCGCUCUCCGAGGAUCAGCAUCUAUCCGCGAUCUCGGAUAUCAUUCCUUCUGUGAGCAAGGCGCGAUCGCUCGGGGAGUUAUCCGGGAAACCGGAAUACUUUCUUGCAAGAGAGCAAAACAGAUUCUGUAUCCAACAUUCUGUCACGCCACGCGAUGCACAGACACAAGAGGAAACACACGUCCCUGAACAUUCCAAUAACACGGAGGAGACAUCAGUUCCUUGUGAGAGCAGCUUAAAGAAGCGAAAGUUUGAGCAAAUCUCGGCUUCAAUCCCUCCUGAUGAUUCAUUUGAAACUCCCGGCGCCUCUCCAUCUCAGGAGGCUCAACAGGUUCGAGCACGAGACGUGAGAACCGACGUCGAUACAGACCUUGCCUACAAACGCGUAAAGGCUGCUGCGGAGUAUGUUGGGCUCAUGGCUAUUGGAGGCGUCGCCGUCAUUACUGCUCUUAUUGCGACAGCCCCCACCUUCUGA
This is a messenger RNA of Cordyceps militaris CM01, 1494 nucleotides long. Its product is annotated as FHA domain protein. The record is from RefSeq and is a predicted model, not a curated record. Bases 1 to 1494 code for a protein of 497 amino acids. Gene Ontology annotation, molecular function: protein binding. Lineage: Eukaryota; Fungi; Ascomycota; Sordariomycetes; Hypocreales; Cordycipitaceae. The transcript is spliced from 6 exons. Gene Ontology annotation, cellular component: cytoplasm.